Molecule: messenger RNA, 2145 nt
Organism: Vanessa tameamea
Lineage: Eukaryota; Metazoa; Arthropoda; Insecta; Lepidoptera; Nymphalidae
Gene: snky
Product: sneaky
Exons: 11
Coding region: 1-2145 (714 amino acids)
Cellular component (GO): membrane
Source: RefSeq, a predicted model, not a curated record
AUGACGAAAUCCCUCUUCGAGAAACUAGAAUUAUGCUCUUUAUAUUUAGUUCGUAUUUAUUGUCCGCCGUUAUAUUUUAUAAUAUUCUCAGAAUAUCAAGAAACAAGAAUAUUGAAAGUGUUAUUAGGUUUUAUUGCGGGCUUCUGUUUGGGACAACUUUACUUCAACUUGUUUUUAAAGGACAUACCUUUUCUAAAUGACGCCGGUUUCAUUUUAGGCUUAGUCAUAAGCAUAAUUCUAGGUGUAUCGAUAGCGGUAUCUGUACAAGUGCGUUGUAUUUCGCUCUUGUUACUACCAAUGUAUUGUGGAAAAGCUGGUCGAGGUAUUUUGAAGGCUAUCGUACUGACCUACGUCGUUGCUGGACCAAUAACAAAUAUGGGUUUAAACGCAAAAGAAGUGGUACGAGUUUUUGCUUGCACAACGCAGUUGUCUUAUAAUCUUUCCAAGCAUAUUUAUGCUCAGAGUUAUCAUCCGUUAAACAAAGCUUUGCUGGAUUUCACUAACGAGAUUGUUCAGAUAAAAGAAAAUAUAAGAUCCAUUCGUGAUGUAAUAUCUCCAAUUGAUUAUGAAAUUGAAGGUUUGGUUGGAUUGCAACAGAUGAAAAGUGAAAAUGAUUUUACCGACACUCUAUUUGAUAUCGUCCACGAUACAGACGAAGUGGCGAAAAUAUUCCAAUUGAACCAGUCAACUGAAGAGAUGAAUCCAUAUAUGAAAUUAUAUAUCGAAAAGAUGGAACUACGUUGUGAUAAUCAACUUUCUCAUACAAUUACGAUGUGCAUGGAUAUAUUUUCGUCAGCCUAUGAAUCAUGCAGUAGGAAUGUACCGUCUUACGCUGUUAUAAUCUGUUGGCCGUUGAUGUUGCCUCAUAUCUGUGAUGUGAAACGUUUAAUUAGAAGUGAUAUUUGUAACUUCAAGAAUCAGAUAGACUCUGUUCUUGGAGAAGGAUACACUUACCUGAAGUUAGCUAAAAGAGAAUUGACGACGAAUUUAGACACGAUAAAAUUGCAGCACAAAAUCCAUUAUGAACGAAAGCUUUACGAUAUUCAGGAUGCCAAGGAGACGGGGGAACGUGUACUUCAUGCAUUUGCAGAAAAAUACACCAUUAUGAAGUUCGUCAAUAUUUCGGUCUACAUUUUUUUAGCUCUCUUAUUUCUCCGUAUACCAAUAGCUUCAGCAAAUUAUCAUGAUUUAUAUCUUACUAGUAUUGACUACGACAAUGUUUACAUCACUGAUUAUUUUAAAAGAAUCGAUGAGAAACGAUGGAAGAAAAAUAAAGUCUACGUUUUGCCUUUGAAAAAGAUGGAAAGAAACAGAUACAUAGAUGUUCACUCAACAUCCUACAUACCGUCAGAACGUAACAAGCUCUUGACGCAAAUUCUGAAAGUAAUGCUCGAGGCGGUCACCGCUACGACCUUUGUGAUGUUAGAUAGACUAUUUUAUGAAGCGCUGGACGUAGUGCGGCAGCAUGCGUUAGAAGAAAGUACAACAUUGAAUAUGCAAGAUAUUGCAAUUCAGGUUGAAGGAAAAGGGCCUUUGUCUUCCAUGCUGCGGAAAAUCCUAAGAGAGUUUAACAUAAAUAAAAGGAACAAAAUGGUUUCAAAUGAUGCCUGCGUUCCUCGGCCUCGAGCUAUGCCUUCAAUGUACUAUAUUAAAAUCUAUGGGGGAUAUCUCUGGAUUCUACUCUUACUAUACAUUAAUCCAUUUACGCUUAGAUUGCGGAGACUAAUCUGCAGUUACUUUUACUAUACACGCGAAAAGGAACGCGUAUUACACCUUUACAACGACAUACUUAAGAAACGUCUGAGAAUGCAGAAAACUCUCCGCAAGAAAGCUGUACAGGCUGUUCGCGCCCAUUAUCUGUCUGGCGAGAAUUUACUUAGUAUGAGAAUGAGAUAUCCUCAAUUGUUGGGCUGGCUUGGAAAGUUGUCAGUGGCCAGGAUGAAGUGUUUGAUUUGCGAGGAGACAGAACCCAAAUACGCCACUUCAAUUGAAGUAUGGCACUCGUGUGUAAGCACUAGAUGUCCGUUCGUGUAUUGUAAUGAGUGCUGGAUGGAAGUGGGUUCACAAUGUCUCGCCUGCGACCCCGCCUUAGCUGAGCUGAGCGAUGUGGAUUCCCUUAGCGAUAACAACCCGCCACGAUAUUAA